UCACAGCUACAAAGAGUCACUCCGUGAGCUGAACACAGAGGUUUGAGAUGAGACUGUGUGAGCUGCACUGUUAUUUGGCCCUGUUGGGUCUGUCCCUUGUGCUGUGUGGUCGCUGUGCUAAUUCACAGCUAGAACCGGACCUGGACUUCCGCCAUCACAGACUUCUGCAGAGAGCAAGAGCGACUGGACAGGCUACACAGGACUUUACAAAGAGAGACGUCGAGAAGCUCCUUUCCCUGCUUUCCAUCCCUGAAAUGGAGAUGCGUGAGAAAGGCCUUUCAAUGGCAAGCGAAAGCGAGGACCUGCGCUUGGAGCAAGAACGCUCGGCAGAAAGUUCAAACCAACUGCCCACCCGGGUACGCAAAGAGGGAUGCAAAAACUUCUACUGGAAGGGCUUCACUUCCUGCUGAGGCCCUCGCUUGAAGUUA
Messenger RNA from Carassius auratus (goldfish), 428 nucleotides. RefSeq names its product somatostatin-2-like. Gene Ontology annotation, biological process: regulation of cell migration. Bases 48 to 410 code for a protein of 120 amino acids. The transcript has 2 exons. Gene Ontology annotation, molecular function: hormone activity. The record is from RefSeq and is a predicted model, not a curated record. NCBI's taxonomy places the organism in Eukaryota, Metazoa, Chordata, Actinopteri, Cypriniformes, Cyprinidae. Gene Ontology annotation, cellular component: extracellular region.